Gastrolobium bilobum is the source of this 1493-nucleotide messenger RNA. RefSeq lists its product as uncharacterized. NCBI's taxonomy places the organism in Eukaryota, Viridiplantae, Streptophyta, Magnoliopsida, Fabales, Fabaceae. The transcript is spliced from 3 exons. Bases 199 to 1221 code for a protein of 340 amino acids. The record is from RefSeq and is a predicted model, not a curated record.
UUCGUCCAUGUCUCUGUGAUCUUCUUUCUUCUGUUUCUCCACUCACUCUUAAGUUUUGUUUGUUUUCUAGUUAUUUUCUUUUUCUCUCUCCUUUAAUCCUCUUACUUCUUACCUUAGCGGUUGGGUCAUCGUUCUCGUUUCCUAAACACACACACACACACAAACGUUAAAAAUCUAUUGUCUCGGUCAAAGGUCUGUAUGGAUCUGUGUGCCGUUAAUGUGAAAAACCUUUUCCACACAAAGUCGUUUUGCCACAGACCCGUUUCCUCCAAUUUGGGAAGGACUGGGGUUUCUUUCAGAGUUGUAGAUAAUGAGAUCACAGUUUUGAGGCGUAAAGGGUAUCGUCCAUUUGUUGUCACUGCUUCGGGCAAGAAGAAUCAUGGCAACUCCUCUUCUUCUGGUAAUGGUGAACAGUCUAUUCCAGAAGGAGAUGGUAUUAGAGGCAACAAUUCUAAUGGUGACAAAUCAGAUCACAACUCCGAGGGAUAUCAUCAUACUAACUUGGAUUGGCGUGAAUUCAGAGCAAAGCUAUAUAGAGAUGAGCUGAAAGAAAUAUCAGAUACUGACACUCACAAUCAAGGAGGGACGUUGCACAAUUCCAAACCUCUUGGAACAAAGUGGGCUCAUCCUAUUCCAGUACCUGAGACUGGCUGCGUACUUGUGGCUACUGAAAAGCUUGAUGGUGUUCGAACCUUUGAAAGAACUGUUGUCCUCCUCCUCAGAUCUGGAACUAGACACCCACAAGAAGGGCCUUUCGGAAUUGUCAUCAACCGUCCUCUUCACAAAAAGAUUAAACACAUGAAACCUACAAAUCAUGAUCUAUUGACCACCUUUUCUGAUUGUUCCCUGCAUUUUGGUGGACCUCUUGAGGCAAGUAUGUUCUUGCUAAAAGCAGAGGAGAAGUUGAAGCUUCCAGGGUUUGAAGAGGUAAUUCCUGGGCUAUGUUUUGGUGCUCGAAAUAGUUUGGAUGAUGCUGCAGGGCUUGUGAAGAAGGGGAUUCUCAAGUCUCAGGAUUUCAGAUUCUUUGUUGGUUAUGCUGGAUGGCAACUUGAUCAGUUGAGAGAUGAGAUUGAGUCAGAUUAUUGGUAUGUGGCUGCAUGUAGCUCGAGUUUGCUUUGUGGGGCUUUGUCCGAUUCUUCAGAAAGUUUGUGGGAGGAGAUUUUGCAGCUAAUGGGUGGUCAUUACUCAGAAUUGAGCCGGAAGCCAAAGCAAGACACCUAGUUACAUAUGUAUGGUUUCAGAUUUAGAGACAAAUGAAGCAUGUCUAUUCAGGGUGUUACGAAGCCAAAUGCAGUUUUAAUUUUUCGGAGAUAAUUUAUCCUCCUAUCCUGCUUUAUUGUUUAUUUUAAGAGGGAUCGUACCUUGUUGGGUUCUUGUAAUUAUGUUUGUCAGUAUAGUAAUGUAAAAAGUUGUCUUAGUUGUAUUUUAUGGUUAAACUUUAGAAUUUCUUUCAGAGCACACACAGUUGAAGCAUCUUCGAAUUGGCAUUUCCG